AUGAAAUCUCUCAAUGAUAAGAAAGAUAAUCCCGAUAUUCACAUCACUGCUGAAAGUUGUAUAUCCGAAAAUGAGCUGGAAACCAUUUUACAAAAUGCGAAUACAAAAUUAAAUGUUUUUGACGAAAACCAAUUAAAAUCUGCUAAUAAUGAGAAAGAGAAUCCCUAUACGCACAUCAGUGCUGAAAGUUCUCUAACCGAAAAUCAGCUAGAAAUGAUGCAACACAAUCGUAAUACAAAAUUAAAUGCUUCUAACGAGCUAACAUUCACAUUGGCUUCUGCUAAUAAUAAUUUAGAAUCGUGCCAAGAGAAUAUUUUGCCUUGCUCUGUGACCAAAUCUGCGACAGUGAGUAAAACUGUUGAGGAAACUAACAGUAAUGAGUUUACAUUUACAUUAACUUCUGUUAAUGAUUAUUUAGAACCGUGCGAAGAGCAUAUUUUGCCUUGCUCUGUGACCAAAUCUGCUGAGGAAACUAACAGCACUGAUUCAGAUUUUCCUCAGCAAGAAGAAUUUCCAGAUGAUUUUCAAAGAUUAGAAUUACACGAAGACACUUCAGUCCAAUUUCAAGAGCCAUGUCAGGCAAAUUUGCCAAACGAAACUUUAUCAGAUGAUGUUAGUUCAGAAGAAGCGUAUAACCCAGAUGACGAAUCUUCCAGUUCAUCAGAAGAUAGCAGUUCCACUGAUGGUCCCACAACUAGCUCAAGGAAAAGAAAAAGUCUUUCGGGAAAUGAUUAUAUCAGCAAUGUUAAAAGACCAAAAAAUAUCACUACUGCUUCCAAAGAACACUUGAAGAAUAACAAAAAACAGAGAAAAGCAAAAAAGACCCUUAAAAAUGAAACACGAACAGUAAGAGAAGAAAGAAAGAGAAACAGAAACCUAGGUUUGGAAUAUACAACAAAAAAGGGAAAAUUGAUAAGAGCUAGGGUCUGCAGGCCAUUGUCCAAAUGCAAACUUAAUUGUCAAGAUAAAAUAGACCAUGAAAAGAGACAGACAAUUUUUUCUGAAUACUGGCAGAUGAAAAGCUUUAAUAAACGUGUUGCUUUUAUUGCUUCUUUGAUAAGAACAGAACCCAAAAAAUGUGCAAAACGCAAAACAGAACAUAUUUCGAAACAAAAAAACAGAUUGGUAACACAUAUAUUUCAUUUGCCCUAUAAUGGAGAGCAACUAAGAGUUUGCAAGCAAUGCUUCUUAAAAACUUUUGAUGAAUCAAACCGAUUUGUCACUAAUGUUUUAAAAAAUAAGGCAGAAUCCAGUUCUGGUGUCUGUCGUGAUGAUAAAAGGGGCAUGUCCUCUUCCGCAAACAAGAUUCCUGAUGCUGAUUUGCAAUUAGUAAAAGAACAUAUUAAUUCAAUACCUUCGUACGAAAGUCACUACUCCAGAAAAAAAACAGGAGAUAAAAGAUAUCUUCCGCACUUUUACACUCUGGCUUCUCUUUACAGGGAAUAUGUUAAUUGGCUUCCAGAGGGAAGACGGAUUGUAUCAAGAUUUGUUUACGAAAGGGUCUUUUAUUCCAUGGGUUUGAAAAUAAAGUUAUUGAAAAAAGAUACGUGUGCCAAGUGUGACAAAUUUAAUAUGCUUAUAAAAGCAAACAGUGACGAAGCAAAAACGAAUUUGGAAUCUGAAUUAAGUAAGCAUCAAAAAGAAGCUGAGGCUGGUUUUGAGGCAAAACGCAUUGAUAAAGAAUAUGCUUUAAACGAUAAAACAAAAGAAGUCUUCAGUUUUGACCUUCAGCAAUGCCUACCUACUCCAGACAUUAAAACAUCUGUGGCUUUUUAUAAGAGGCAACUCUGGACAUUCAACCUAACAGUUCAUAGGUGUAGGGACCAACAAGCCUUUUGUUACAUGUGGCACGAAGCAGUAGCAGCUAGAGGAGCCAAUCAAAUAGCUUCCUGCUUAUUUAAGCACCUGAGACUUAUUCCUGCAAGCAUUAAGGAAAUAACAUUUUAUUCCGAUACAUGUGCAGGACAAAACAAAAACUGCUUUGUGUCCAUAAUGUUCAUGCUUGCUUUACAGGAGUUUCCUAACAUUGAGAAAAUUAACCACAAAUUUCUUACCCCUGGGCAUACGCACAUGGAAUGUGAUAAUGAUCAUUCCAUUAUUGAAAAGAAGAAAAAAAAAUAUCCAUGUCCUAUUGAACAUCCAAGAGACUGGGUAAAUCUUGUUCGUGUAUGUGGUGUGAAAAAACCUUUCGAAGUCAUUGAAAUGUCCCGCAAUCAUUUCUUUGAAUAUUCUGCAUUACUUAAAACGUUUCUUCAACAAAGAAAAGUUAAUGAAGAUGGCCAAAAAGUAGUAUGGAAAGACAUCAAAUGGCUAUGUUAUUCCAAAGAACCGGGCAUUAUACUUUAUAAAACAUCCCUUGAUGAAGAAGAAACAUUUCGGAAAUUGAGCUUUUUGCGAAAAGGGAAAACUUGGCCAAAAAAAUUUAAAGUUCCUGAGACUUAUAAAGGUGCAAACCCCAUAAGUAGAGAGAAAAAAAAUAAGUAG
Molecule: messenger RNA, 2484 nt
Organism: Ceutorhynchus assimilis (cabbage seed weevil)
Lineage: Eukaryota; Metazoa; Arthropoda; Insecta; Coleoptera; Curculionidae
Source: the annotation of a GenBank genome assembly